UUGGUGUGGUGGAUGGGGUAGACGCGUCUUGUUCGGUCAGUUGGGAUGACGUCGAGGGUGGCAGGCUCGUCCCCGGGCUGGGUGAGGCGUGAGUGGCAUUCUAGAAGGAUGGAGGCGGGGAGUGGAAAGCGUCACCCCUCGACGAUAUAACGGAUAUGGAUAUCUCAUCGGACAAGGCUGUAUUCUGAUUGGCCGUGCAGUCGACCUGUGUGUGUAAAUCUUCCCCCAGCAUCAACACCACGGCGGACAUAUUUCCGUCGACAUCUACCGCUCCCCCCCACCUGGACCCAAUUCGCGCCCACCUGGAACCACACCACGACAACACCGGCGUCGACGGCUCCCCCCAACCCCAACCGUCGUCUGCUCAUCUGGCCCGGCUAGAGGCGUGCCCGACUAGCCCCAUGGAGGACCAACUAGUGCAGCUGCUCGCCGCGACGCAGACGGCGCAGGAGACGCCGCGCAAGCAGGCCGAGCAGCAACUGCUCUCGCUGUACGGCCACGCCGAGCUGCCCCUCGGCCUGGUGGGCAUCGCCGGCCACGACGGCGUGCCGCUGCACAUCCGCCAGGCGGCGCUGCUGGCCCUCAAGCAGCUGGUGCUGGCCGGCUGGAGCGACAGCUUCGACGAGCACCAGGGCCGCGUGCUGGUCGCCGACGAUACCAAGCCCGCCCUCCGCCAGCGCCUGCUCGACCUCGCCACGACCGACCAUGUCGACCGCAAGCUGCGCGCCGCCGCCGCCCUGGUCGUCAGCAAGAUCGCCGCCGCAGACUACCCCGACCAGUGGCCCGGCCUGCUCGACUACCUGCUGCGCAUGAUGCCCGCGGCGUCGGACGGCCAGCUGCACGGCGCGCUGAAAGUGCUGGGCGAGCUGGUCGACGACUGCUUCAACGAGGCGCAGUUCCUCGCCGUCGCGCCCCAGCUCGUCAAGGUGCUGUUCGACGUGGCCGUCAACGACCAGCGCAAGCCCACGCUGCGCGCCUUUGCCUGCAGCGUCUUCCGCGCCUGCUUCGACAUCCUGGAGAUGAUCAUGGAGGACCACAAGGCGGCCGUCAAGGCCUUUGCGGACGAGAUCCUGCAGGGCUGGCUGCCCUUCUUCAUCGCCGUUAUGAAGACGACGCUGCCCGCCCCGCCGUCGGAGCAGGACGAGAACGACGAGGCCGCCCCCGCAGAGACGUACAAGGGCCUUGUCGCCCUCAAGCUGCAGGUCGUCAAGAUCCUCAUGCGCAUCCGCUCCGUCUUCCCCGCCGUGCUCUCGCCCCACAGCUUGCUCCUCUUCCAGGCUACGUGGGAAGAACUGUCCGCUCUGCAGCCCGCUUACACGCUCAUGUACAUCCAGGAGGAGCGCCAGAGCCGCCUCGAAGACGCUGACGGCCUGCCCUAUACGCUCGACUUCCUCGUUCUAGAAGAGCUCGACUUCAUGCAGGCUUGUCUGCGCGCGCCCCCGGUCCGCGCCCAGCUGCAGCAGGAGCUGCAGAACCAGACGCCUGAGAACUCUUGGGUCACCGAGGUUAUGAAGCUCGCUGUGGCGUAUGCGCAGAUCACAACCGAGGAGGAGGGGCUUUGGGAUAUCGACGUCAAUGUCUUUCUCAGCGAGGAGACGAGCGUCACGGCAAAUUAUACCCCGCGCACUGCUUGUGGUGAUCUGGUUAUUAAGCUUGGGGAAUGGCUCACGGAGCCGACUAUCAACGGCCUGUUGACGUACACGCGCGCAUUGUAUUCUGCCGCCAAUGGCUGGAAGGCAAAGGAGGCUGCCCUGUACGUCCUGAACCAGCUGCUCAGCGACUUUCAGGAUGCAGACAAGCAGAUUAGUCCAGACGUCGCGAGUGGGUUUGUAGACUUCAUCCGCUACGCCAUGCAGCAGCCCGAUGCAUUCCUGCGGGCGCGCGGGUAUCUGGUUGCAGGGAGCCUGACAAGAACGUCUGGCGACGCCCUGCAGCAACUCGCCUCGUCCUUUCUUGAAGCUUCGCUACAGGCUAUUCCAAAUGAUGAGUCGGAUGUGGUUCAGGUCUCGUGUAUCCGCGCUAUGCAGUAUUAUCUGCAGGCUCUCCCGCGCGCUGUUACGCUGCCCCUGCAGAGCGCUAUCAUUGCGGCUAUCAGCAAUUAUCUCGCCACGCAGGACUUGCAGGAACUUGCGGAGAGCGACGAUCUUACUGUUACCCUGGUCGAGACGCUUCGAGACGCUAUCCUCAUCGACACGCGGAUAUGCAUUACUGGCGAUGGUCUGGAUCUGCUGUUCCGCGUCGCCAGCCACUGCGCCAAUAACUUCCAACUCACGAUGCUGGUCAACGAGACGUUUGAAGAGGUGACGCAGUCGAUUGCUCAGAUGGGCGGAGAUGCGUACGUCAACUUGUGCGCAAAGGUCCUCCCAUCCCUUACUGGCGCUUUCGACGUGGGCAAUCUCACCGAGGAGAACAAUCUGACAACGCUGGCUGCCGACCUCCUCACUGUUCUUGCUGAGCACGGCCCCGAGCCACUCCCAGCUGGCUUCGUUGCGACGACAAUGCCGAAACUCAACCGUCUUCUGCUCGGCGCGACGGACGAGGAACUAUUAAAGUCCGCCACCAUGGCAGUCAAGAACAUCAUCGCACACGACCACCAGCAGCUCUUCGAAUGGCGUGACGACAGCGGCAAAGCCGGGCUCGAAGUCGUCCUCAUCAUCAUCUCGCGCCUGCUCUCCGCGGCGUCCGACCACGCUGCGGGUGAAGUCGGUGUUCUUGCCGCCGAGGUCGUGGAGAAGGCAGGCCAUGAACGGCUGGGUCCGUAUCUUGAGGAGCUGCUGAGAAGCGUUGCUGUGCGUCUUUACUCGGCGGAACAUGCGCCGUUUAUUCAGAGCUUGACCCUGGUCUUUGCAAGACUGAGUCUGAAUCAUGCUGCCGAGGUGGUGGAGUUUCUGGCCAUGCAGGAUAUUGCGGGUCAGAAUGGACUGCAGGUUGUGCUCGCGAAGUGGUUGGAGAACUCGAUUAAUUUCGCGGGGUAUGAUGAGAUUCGACAGAAUGUCAUCGCGCUCUCGAAGCUGUACGAUCUAAAGGACCCGCGCCUCGCGGCUAUCCAAGUAAAAGGUGACCUUAUCCCCAACACAGACGGCCGCAUCAUGACGCGCAGUCGGGCAAAGAAAAACCCAGACCGCUACACCACCACCCCCGCGACCCUCAAAAUCCUCAAAGUCCUCAUUGUAGAACUCCAAUCCGCAUCCGGCACCUCCCUCGACGCAACCGCCGCCGCCGACCUCGCCACCUCCUCCAACAACGCCGAUGACGCCUCCGACGCAGCCUCCGACGACGACGCAGACGCCGACUGGGAAGACGAACCGAACCCGUUCCUCGACCUCGGCAGCACCUUCAGCAAAGAACAACUCAUGGCUUUUGCGGACGAGGGGCCGGGGUCGGGCAGGCAGCGCGAUGAUGAGACGCAGGGGUUUAUUGUGGAGUUUUUUAGGAGGGUGGCGGGGGAGGAGGGGUUUGCAGAGGUGUUUGGGGGGUUGAGUGAGGGGGAGAGGGGGAGGUUGCGGGAGUGUGUUUCGUAG
Messenger RNA from Dothidotthia symphoricarpi CBS 119687, 3521 nucleotides. Its product is annotated as ARM repeat-containing protein. Gene Ontology annotation, biological process: protein import into nucleus. Lineage: Eukaryota; Fungi; Ascomycota; Dothideomycetes; Pleosporales; Dothidotthiaceae. Bases 402 to 3521 code for a protein of 1039 amino acids. Gene Ontology annotation, cellular component: nuclear envelope; cytosol. The record is from RefSeq and is a predicted model, not a curated record. The transcript is spliced from 3 exons. Gene Ontology annotation, molecular function: small GTPase binding.